This is a messenger RNA of Mytilinidion resinicola, 1029 nucleotides long. RefSeq lists its product as uncharacterized. NCBI's taxonomy places the organism in Eukaryota, Fungi, Ascomycota, Dothideomycetes, Mytilinidiales, Mytilinidiaceae. The record is from RefSeq and is a predicted model, not a curated record. The transcript has a single exon. Bases 1 to 1029 code for a protein of 342 amino acids.
AUGGUCGCCAACCGCUCCUCCAACUCCAACAAGCGCGCCGCCAGCAAGGGCAGUCAACAAAAGUCCAAGCGCAAGGGUCACGAUCUGGACAAAACAUACAGAGCUCGAGUCUCAAAGAACACCAAUGCCGGCGACAACACAAACACAUCUCCACCUCGACGCAACCACGUCCGUGCGGUCCGACAGCCGAAGGCCCCCUUCAGCGUCUUCGAGAAGUUCAAAAUCCUACCUCCAGAACUUCGGGAAAUUGUCUACUACCACGCGCUUGAUCUCGACCAAAACAGCACUAUCAGAUCACCAACCGAAGCGACAACCACGGCGCCUGGGGACUUUGGACUACUCCAAGCAGAUCGCCAGCUGCACCACGAGGCUUCCGCCGUCCUCGAAAGACACGCAACGGCGGAGAUUGAUCUGUCCAUUAACGACGACCGCUCUGAAUGGCUCCAAGAUCUCCUCCCUCGCCGGGCUCGCGAUCCCCAAUACGAGCCGAUGGACCCAAGCGACGAGUACAAGCGCAUCGAGGCCCAGAGGGACUUGAACGAGAAGAAGUUGGCGAACUUUCGCCGCGCCCAUUUCCGCGCUGGCCGAGGGGACCGCGACCUUGGUCUCUUCCGGAUGCACACGGGUCCAUACGUGGACGAGCUGCAUGACUACAUCGAGUUCUGGGUAGCGAACGCGGAGCACGACCGCACGCGGCUUGCGACGUUGGAUCUUGGGCGGCUUCUGCAUCGAGCUGCGGAGUAUGAUACGAAUCCGAAGAGCACGCACAUCCGGAAUGGGAACAAGCGCUUGGAACGGAUCCGGAGGGACACCACUGAGAAGGUUUGGCGGAUCUUCGAACUGAUGGCGUCGGACCGGAAUUGUGAAUGGACCAUUACUUGUUAUCCUUGGGCUCCCGACAACAUCUACAUGCUGAUGGGAGACACGGUCUUCGAUGAUCUCCUCACCAAGUGCACGGCCCUCGGAUUCACCUUCAGGCCAAACACUUCGGGAGAGCGCGAGGCCUAUGAUGACGAGCGCCAGAGCUAG